Molecule: messenger RNA, 3184 nt
Organism: Cydia fagiglandana
Lineage: Eukaryota; Metazoa; Arthropoda; Insecta; Lepidoptera; Tortricidae
Product: beta-1,4-glucuronyltransferase 1
Exons: 7
Coding region: 420-1931 (503 amino acids)
Source: RefSeq, a predicted model, not a curated record
ACGUACGCAAACCCACCAGUACUCCGCGCGGCGGCACUCGGGGUGCGCGUGUCGCCUUCCAACACACUCACAUUAACACACUGACGCACCACAACUGCAUUGUGCAUUUGCGACGACAAUCGCUAUUUGCUAACCUGAAAGUGAAACAUUGCCGGCGUCCCUGUGCCCCCAUGUAAAUGCUCGUUCCCGUCCGCGAGGAGAAAAAUAAACAUAGCACUUCGGUGUGUCAAUUGUUUCAGACUUGGCUCCAGACAGCGGCCCCCCGCCGCGCGCCCCCGCCUGUACAUUAUAAUCUGUGGAUUCUGUGAUGCUGACACGAACAGAGCCCUACAGGAAACUGCGUCCUAGAGGGCGACGGAGGACGUUACCGUCUACUAAGUAAUAGAUAGUUCCUAAGUGUAAAGUGUUUCGUUGCCAAAAUGAUGGGCAACCGGAGAAACUUAGUGUUUAGAGUGAGCAUCGUGAUCAACAUCGCGGUGCUACUGUACGCGGCCAUGCACCUCUCUGGCACCACCAGCAACGGAAUAGACUGGAUGCCGGUUGCCGUGGACGGGCAGGAGCCCGCGCGCAGCGCCGAGGUGCGGUACCUCUACGAGCGACGACCCGAGGCCCGCAACGAGACAGAAACUAGACCUGAACCGCUUCUCAAAACUUACGAUGAAACCACCUCUCACAAGACACCGUCCACUGUGGCCACUACCAACAAGACUGCUUCGAGCACGGCAUCUGCUGUGGUUCCGUCGGAGUCGGAAAUAACCAGCGAUGGUCUAGACAUAGUCGACGAGAACGCUUUAUCAGAAGCUACACUGCAGCGCCUGCGCUCUCUGCUGAACUGUAAUGAGAGGGACUUCUUGCCGGUGACCUACCAGCGGGGAGAGUUCUGGGUGCUGAAGAACUACGUGCGCGCUGAUGACGGCGCCGUGCUCUGUCACGAAUCCAUCACCUACACCACGCACGCAGGCUUUGAAUUCCUCGACAACGUCCUGCCGCUCGUCGAAAGAUGGAUGGCGCCUGUAAGCUUGGCCAUCCACGCGCCGGGCGCCGACCUGUCGCCCACGGUGAACAGCAUCAGGUACCUCCGGGACUGCACCGGCAACGACCUCGUCCGCUCGUACGUCACCUUCCACGUAUUCUUCUCACACAAGCAUAUACCGAGCACGAUACCAGACCCCGAGAGCUUCCUAAAUACGCCAUACAAUUGCAGCAGCAACCCGCCGUAUGUAGUGACCAACUCGACGUACAUGAAGCAGAAAAGCCUGCUCUAUCCCGUGAAUGUAGCUCGCAACAUCGCGCGAGACUCGGCGCUCACGCACUACGUACUGCCAUCGGACAUCGAGUUGUAUCCUAGCCCUAAUCUGGUCCCGCGGUUCCUGAAUAUGAUAGCGAGAAACGCAAAACCUCUGAACACUUCAACUAAACCUAGGGUCUUUCCAAUCAGCAUAUUUGAAGUCGAUGCCAAAGUCAAAGUGCCAUCAACCAAAACUGAGCUUCAGGAGAUGUUGAAGAAGAAGAAAGCCAUUCCAUUCCACAAAUUUGUGUGUCCAACCUGCCACAAUAUACCUCAAGCGCAGCAGUGGAUGUCUGCUAGUGAAACAACCCAAAUGGAGGUGUUCCACGUAGGCAAAAGAAAAGGCAAGUUCGUUAUCUGGGAGCCUAUCUUUAUCGGCACUCACCAAGACCCUUACUACGAUGAGCGGCUGAGCUGGGAGGGCAAAAAGGACAAAAUGACGCAGGGUUACAUAUUAUGUGUUAAAGACUACGAUUUCAUGAUCCUCAACAACGCGUUCCUCAUCCACAAGCCCGGGAUCAAGUACUAUGUGAAGAAUGCCAAGCGAGACGCUAUCGUGGCUCGGCAGAACCACUUCGUGAGGCAGGUCAUCACACCUGAGCUCAAGAGGCUCUUCGGCACCAGGGAUGGCUGUGCGAUGUGACCAAUAAAAUAUGAGCACGUCUCAUGAAAAUAAUGAUGAACGCAAUUUCUGUGUCUUGAAAACAACAGUCAGUCGUUAUUUAACGACACGAUGCUAGUUCAUUUACUUGUAGCCUUAUAAGCCAGCUAAAAGCGCGGGAGUCGAGUGAAAAAAUCUACCAAAAAAAUACACGUGCGCCUUUGGCAACUCAUCUCUGCUGCAUUUCUCAUCUUGAACGCAAACGUUAAAAAUAUACAUACAAUACAUCACUUCAACUUUUUUGGAGUUGAAUGAAAUUAUUGCUAAUAAUUGUAACUUGUCGAACGUAUGCAUUGUUCUGUAUACGGAAAAGAAAAAACGUAAGUAUAACAUAAGGGAAAGUGGAAAUAACAUAUCAACAAUUGCUCUUGAGGAUGUAAGUUAAAAUUUAUAAAACCUUUUUACAAAAAAAGGAAACCGACUUCAAAAAGGAUGAAAUAAAAUAUUAUCCUUUUUAAAGUCUAUGCGUUACCAACGGAUAUGUUUGAAGUCGCUGCCAAGCCAAAUUUUGAAGCACACCAUGAUUUUGGUGCGAUUCGAUAAGGAUGUAGGUACGUUGGAUUGCCUUACACGACGACUCGACGUACUUUCUGUAGGUACAGUCGACGUUAAAAAUAUGUUUACACUUUUCGCCUUAUUAUGUACAAAGGAGUAAUAGUUAGGGAGGCGAGGUAGCUAAAUGGCGUAAUUCAACGGCGCCGUCGAGACCUAUCAAAAUCGAAAGAUAAAAUAAUUUCGAAAAGAAAAGCUCGUAUGGCAAAAACCAUUUUAGCGGUGGGUUUGGCGUGUACGGUUUUUCAAAAAUGUUAAAAAAAACAGUUACUUGGGCAUUCUCGAGCGCGUCAGAUAUUCAUACUACGUAUGCCCCGAGUGCCUCUGAUAACAACGGUAUACUAAUCUGCCGGUUUGCGUGGUGGGGCAGGCAUAUAAAGUAGUCAAAAAUGCAAAAAAAUAAAAUUUACUCGAGCGCGUCAGAUUUUCGGAAGGGGUGUUAAGUAGGCCCCAAGGAAGCUUCCUUUAAAAAAACUGACGAUUUCGGCGUGACGAUAAGUUACGAUGAAUUUUUGAAAAUGCAAAAAAAAAAAGUUUUUUUGAAAUACUCGAGCGCGUCAGAUUUUCAUAGGGGAGGUUUAUCUCGGUAUCCUGAAAGCAUAUUUUUUUAAUCUGACAAAAAUGUUGGUGGGUUCUCUUAAUCUGACCGAUUUUAUGAUGCUUCAAGUCAAAAAGUUUUAACU